Messenger RNA from Drosophila subobscura, 459 nucleotides. RefSeq names its product kinesin-like protein Klp59C. Gene Ontology annotation, biological process: microtubule-based movement. Gene Ontology annotation, molecular function: ATP binding; microtubule motor activity; microtubule binding. Bases 35 to 448 code for a protein of 137 amino acids. Lineage: Eukaryota; Metazoa; Arthropoda; Insecta; Diptera; Drosophilidae. The transcript has a single exon. The record is from RefSeq and is a predicted model, not a curated record.
GCCGACGAGGUGUUCUCCAUUCUGCAGGAGCCAGAUGGUGCCCGACGGGACCUGCACGUCGUCUGCAGUUUCUUCGAAAUCUACAAUACGUGAAUCCACGACCUGCUUGAGCUCGGCAAGAAGCAGCAGCUCGCAAGGAAGAUUGCCAUUAGCUGGUCCAGGUGAAGGACCGAGGACGCGCCCGCGCCCUGGGCAAGAGUUCAAGAGCAACGCCAAGUCCUCCAGCUCGCAUGCCAUCUUCCAGAUUGUCCUGCUCAGCGGCAACUCCAACCAAGCCGCUGGCAAAUUCUCGCUGAUUGAUCUGCCCGGCAGCGAGCGGGCGUCGAAUAACUUCAGUACGGACAGCCAGGCGUGCCAGGAGGCCGCGGAGCUCAUCAAGUUCCUGCUGGUCCUCAAGGAGUGCAUCCGUGCGCUGGAACGUAAGGAGGUUCAUUGGAAAAUAAAUUAAAGGCCUGCAUG